UGCCCCGCUCUACCUUCUCGCUACUCACUCGUGGGUGUUGGUGGGCGUGGCUGCCUUGUCCCGCGCUUCCAGCCAUCCUCCAGAAUAUGGAGAUUCGUCGGUCUCUCCCUCUCCUCCUGCAGUGUUCAUCUCCUACAUCAUUGGAGGGAUCGCUGAUCAACGUGGGGGCGCACCAUGGAGCUGCCCGAGGGAACGUAAACAAGAAGCGGAACGCCCCUUCCCGCACUUGGCCACUAAAGAAAGAGAAGAAAAAUAUCGCAUGUCGGAGCACAGCUGGGCCUCGUUUACUCAGGCUUGGAUCAACAAAUACACAAGAAUGUACUCCAUAACGACAAGGCUAUCUGACCCUGCGUCCCUGCACGAAGAGCAGCAAUGGAAGACAAACAGAAAAAUGAACGUCCGUGCUGUUUUGAUUGUUGCUCAGAAGGCCGGCAAACGACAGGCCUUCUUUGAACAAUCAAAGGGGUACAGGCUGAACCUCGACAUUCAAUAUGUACCAUUCGCUCAUGGCAGCACUGUGGAUCCUGGUUGCUCACCUGUUCCUUCAACUUACCAUAGAUUGUGUAAUGGAAGAUAUGUUAAAUAUUUGCUAAAAAAAAAGUCAUGUAUGCAAGAUAAAACAGCAGAAUCUACGUAUUAUUUCAUAUACACUGUUUAUCGUAUUCAUAAGCACAAAUAACCCAUUUCCAGUCAGACUAUCAGUGUGGCUUCAUAUGGUGCAUUGGUUGCACUUACAUGAUGGACAACAAAUAUUAGACGCUGGUUUUAACUUUUUUUUUCUACUUCUUUUCAUUCGAAUUGCUUUGAAUUUCGUAUGAUGUUGUUAUAUCUGGUACUUAACGCAUCAUCAUUAGUUUCUAUAACUCUACAAAAGUCUAUUGGAAUCUCAAUCAUUCAUCCCUUUCUCCAGUAAACUCUGGAACUCCGUGUCUGCUUCUUUAUUUCCUUCUAACUAUGACGAUCUCAAAAGAAGGAGGUUUAAAGAAAUGAGUAACAACACUGAAACAAUAUUUUUUUCGUUGGUCCUAAUACACCAAACAAGGCAUAGUAACCCAUUUCAUAUUCGCUUUUCGUGAAAGACAAAUAAUUAUUCCUAGAAUUUAAGUAAAUAAGAUGCGACUUAGUUUUAUCAAGUAAUUGAUAAUUAUGUUAAUGGAAUAAAACAAGUAAUAUAA
This is a messenger RNA of Portunus trituberculatus (swimming crab), 1175 nucleotides long. RefSeq lists its product as uncharacterized. The record is from RefSeq and is a predicted model, not a curated record. Lineage: Eukaryota; Metazoa; Arthropoda; Malacostraca; Decapoda; Portunidae. Bases 260 to 679 code for a protein of 139 amino acids. The transcript has 5 exons.